Messenger RNA from Durotheca rogersii, 1962 nucleotides. RefSeq names its product ER protein BIG1. Lineage: Eukaryota; Fungi; Ascomycota; Sordariomycetes; Xylariales; Xylariaceae. The transcript is spliced from 4 exons. Gene Ontology annotation, biological process: fungal-type cell wall biogenesis; (1->6)-beta-D-glucan biosynthetic process. Bases 391 to 1236 code for a protein of 281 amino acids. Gene Ontology annotation, cellular component: endoplasmic reticulum membrane. The record is from RefSeq and is a predicted model, not a curated record.
GCCGGAUUUUAUUAUUUUUGCAGGUACAUAAGUACCUCUUUUUGAUAAGAUAACGAUACCCGCCUAUCGGUCUGUCCAACCCCCGUCAUUUCCGCCACAACGUACCAGGUUUCAGCAUGUCUUUAGGGACCCUCCAGCACCUACAGGCCCAUCCUACAGGCCACCUGUGCCUGACGCUUAGUGCUGAGGCCGCAUCCACGGACCCUGCGAGGCCAGCCGACUAGGACUUAGGUAAGUUUGUUGGCUCUGUACAGUGCUGCGUACACAGGUGCAUAGCCUCGCCGACCUCCAACACAUCUACACUCCGAGCUGUCGAAGCUCCAGAUUCCAUCUCGACUACCAUCGCCCAACGACGAAUCCACCGCUUCCCGAGGAAAUCGACUUAUCACCAUGCGUCUCAUCCCGGCUGCCGCGGCCCUAGCGGCGUGCUGCGCGUCGUCGGCGCGCGCCUUCUCCGACACGUCCCCCUUUGUCCUGUUCUCGACCGCGAAGGUCGACACGCCCGCGGGCUGGGACCAGAUCCAGUCGGGCACCGAGAUCCGCGCGGCCGCGCGGCGGCUCCUCGCGUCCUGCCCGACGGACCGGUACCUCGUGGUGUCGCAGCCGAACCUCAACGCGGGCCACCUGUACGCGGCGGCGGCGUCGAAGCCGGAUACGAGCCUGCGCGCCGCGCUGGGCCGCGCCCGCUCGCGCUACGCCGUCGCCGAGGUGGCCGGCGGCGCGCCCGACGCCGCCGAGAUCGAGGCCUACAUCCGCGAGGCGUGCGAGGCGGCGCGCCCGUCCGUCGAGGUCCUCGACCUAGAGCCCCUGCCUGCGACCGGCAGCGUCGCGCGGACGAUGAAGCAGAACGACGACCAGCUCGGCCUCCUCCUCGACCAGCUCGAGGCCCAGGGCUCCUACACCGUCAUCUACGCCGCCGGGCGGCCGCAGACUCAGACCCAGACCCAGGCACACCCGGCGACCCCGUACACGGCCGAGUUCCCCGACGCCGUGCACGCGGAGCUCCGGCGGGCGCUGCCGCACGCCGUCCGCCAGGGCGCGCGCGAGGCCGAGCCGAACCUGCCCCUGUUCCAGAAAUAUCAAUACUUUUCUCCCGGCAUAUUCACGGCCCUGAUCACUGUCACCGUUCUCGUGUCGAUCCUGUACGCGGGCAUCUCCGCCGUCGCUAGCCUCGAGGUCCCGUACGGCGCCUUCGACAAGGAGAUGGGGCCCGCCGCGCAGAGGAAGCAGCAGUAGGCUCGAGGCCCUUAGCUGACGGCAUUACGUGUAAUUCGAACUACGGAAGUGUACGCGUGGUCUUCUUUUUUUUUUGGUACGAUUUUUCGGGUCAUUGGAGUCUGGGCAAAACAGGUCGCAAAGUUGCAGUGUAGCAUGUCUUCUAGUAACGUAGAAAUCAGUUGUGUAGUGAGGCGAAGUCGUGUUAUAUACGCGCUCACCCACUCGCAGAUACAGCAAGCAUAACAGUAGCGUUUUGUUGACUCGAAAAUUGUAGAUCUACAUAUGGAAGUAGAGCUGGCUUGUUUUCCAGGUUUCGAUCUCUCUCUAGGCUAGCUCUUCUUCCAGAUCGCACAUAACCAUGUUAAGGCAGAAAUAUAGGCCUGCGUAGGAUAAGUAUGGUGUUUCAUGUGGUUUUGCACAUAUGCCCCGUCCGCCUGACUCCUGAACGCCGUUCUCCUACCUGUAGGUCUUUACUUAUUUCUGGACCUCCUGAGCACCUCCCCACCCUCGCUUUCCCCUCUUCUCUACCUUCUUACGUUCCCUCUCCCUUUUCUUGUGAAGCCUCUCCUCGGUUUUGUCCUUCCACCCUACCCUCUCUAUCCCCCAGGAGAAUCUAACUCAGCUCAGUCGAGUCCGCCAUCUAGCCGGCUAAUCGACGAGAAAAGGCCCGCUGGCAUGUUUUCCCAGGUCCGCUCACACAAGGUGGCUGGGUAGCAGGAAGUUGGCGACGCCCUCGCGGACAGU